Messenger RNA from Sparassis crispa, 3924 nucleotides. RefSeq lists its product as hypothetical. Gene Ontology annotation, molecular function: GTP binding. The coding region runs from base 1 to 3924 and encodes 1307 amino acids. NCBI's taxonomy places the organism in Eukaryota, Fungi, Basidiomycota, Agaricomycetes, Polyporales, Sparassidaceae. The record is from RefSeq and is a predicted model, not a curated record. The transcript is spliced from 8 exons.
AUGAGUACAGCGCUGCCCCUCCGUGACCGCCCUCAGUCAAACUCCCCAGAUCCUCCUGGGGGUUGGUCCCCAGGCCAGUCCACCACUCCCCUCCGUAUUGCCAAACGUGACUCCCUCCAACCCAUCCAGCUCUCCCGUAGACAGUCUUCCAGCUAUAAACAUCUGAGAAGUAAUCAUCUUGUGACAAAGUCUCCGUUCAGAUCCCAAAUCCCUACCCCCUCCAAGUCUCCAUCCACUCACACUCCUUCCCCUCGUCGCGCAAGUGGUGAAAAAAGACCCAGACCCUCUUCCCUGAUAUCUCAGGCAGAGAACGAGCAUCCUUUGGGCUUCAAACGGCGCCAAUCUAAGGGCUUUCAAGGUCUGCUUCAGAAAGAACCCGUCACCAAGAGCCCUUUCAAGCAGUCCGCCACCCUAGACCUCGACGUCGAAGACGUCCCUCCUCCUCUACCCCCUAAAUCACCCCGCGUCCCCUCUCCAUCCCCAGGCCGCCCUUCUCUUGUAUCAAAGCGUCUACAUGGUCCUCGCCAUUCCGGUAGCGCAGUCUCCAACGAUCGUCGAUCUAGGCGUAAGACGGUCACAUUUGACGAGCGCUGCGAUGUUGUCGAGUUCGACGUGGAAGAAGAUGUGGUCGAUAUCUCUCUCGAAUUAGACCGAGGCGACCCUACUGACGCUGAUGACCCAUUCCUGGAGGUCGAUGACGGCUCUGACGGCUCACAGCCUGCUAGUGAUACCAUCAGCGGUCUCGCUGAUUCCCUUCUGGACGGCCCGCACACCCCUCCUCGUACUACGAAUAGGCUACCCGAUGGCCUAGAGACCGAGGAUGGUGUUCCACUUGGACGAAGCCAUCAUGCAGACCGCUUUGCUCUUCAUCGUCACAACCACGAAUCACCACCGAUCGUGCAGGAUUCACCUGACGCAACGCCGCGUCUUUCUCCUGCUGUCUCCCCUCGAGCCUCAUCCUCAGUGGAACGACACUCUCCAGCGCAAGAGAUGGUUUAUCCAGCCAAUGGCUGUGAGCAGCUUGUCAUCGAGGAAAUAGAUGAAGAUGUGAACAUGCUGCCCCCUUCCCCCUCCCCCAUGAAAUCCAUCGCUUCACUGUCUAGUUUUCAUGGGAAUCCCGACGUCUCCCUGACCAAUUUUCACGUGCAUGUUCCCGCAGUCGACGAUUCUCAGCAUGUCGAUGAGGACGAUCCUUUCGCAUUCUCGGAGGUCGAAGUCCUACCUGCAUCGGACCCGUUUUCACUGCCAGGUGUACCACCCGCUAUCGUAUCUCCAGGAAAGUCAAUCGUUCAUUCGGAGAAUUUCACCCAGGGAAAUGUAUUUCGCUUACCAGAUAUUCCUCUUACUGUCGUUUCGCCGACUCCUCCUGGUAGAGCAGACGAUCACGCCGUCUCUUUCGUCGCGUCACCUUCACGCAGCCCGUUGGAGUCUCCAAUCCAGGCCGUAUCGACGAAAUCGAAUUCCGUUUCUCCGUCCUAUUCGCAAACAGAGUCACAACUCACGUUAAGUGAAGGGGAGGGGUCCUUGCUAGUACCGUUUCCUCUGCAGCGUACCUCGCCCAACGCUGGUAGCAAUGCUGGUAUCCUUGAAGAAGCGCCGUCACUCAAACCUUCUGAUGCCUGCCGUCUCAGGCAGGAUCAGGUGGAGUUCUCUGAAGAUACAGGUGCUAUAGGUUCCGCGGUUGGCAAGAACAAACAUCUAUUUGCAGAAGUCACAGGUGACAAUACUACUGACGCUGAUCCCUUGGAGGACGUCCACGUACCAGUCGCUUUUUUACCUGCUUUAGACAGAGGGAAGAAUGUCACCCCUAACGGAAUCAUGACCAUUGACCCCGAUCCUCAGAACGAUGAUCCGCCUAGGCCAACAGCCCUUGUCCGUGCUCACAUGGUGGAUGGUGCGGACAGUAACCACAUAUUUGAUGGCUUGCGUCUUGAGCUUGAGCGGGGAUUCGCGAUCGAUAGCAUGAACCUGGGUAUGCUCAGCGGACUUGUGCAAUUGGAGGACAAGAGUGCCCUCGAUCGUCUGAUGGACAACGUCGCGAAUGAUGUCAGUGGCUCUCCUGCGAUUAAUGGCCCCAGCAUCAUGAGUGCGUGCGAGCCUCUUGAUGUCACCAAUCGUGAACUUUCAUCGGGCAUCGGCAGUGCGAGCUCGACAGUCCUUUCGACGGGUUCAGGCAGAUCACUUGACUGUGCAUCUAUCCCUGAGUCCACGACUGAAGCUCUGGAUCGAGCCGACACGGCCUCGCGAUCUGAUGGCAGUGCUGGGAUAUCUUCUGCGUGUCUUGUAAUUCAACCAAAGGAUGCCAUUCGUGCCCGCGAGGAACUGAUCAAAGCCAAGAAGAAGCAGUCUCGUAGACGCGAAGCAGUGGAAGCUUUGGAGUACUCUCGCUCUCCGCCCUCGCUUGCAGCUCUCUCAAGACCGACCAGAAGGAGGAGUAGGAGCACUGGUGAUGCAGACGCUCACUCGGUCGACUGCGCCGUAACUCGAGGACGGAUGGCACUGACGGGUGGUCUCUUGGAUAUGUUUCCUAAUGGAGGUGAGGACGGACGGUUUGCAGAUACUGUCGAACGAGAACUACGGAAGCUGGAAGAACCUACGCGAAACUAUCGUGUUCGGGAACACGAAGAGACCAUUUAUGCUUCGUCCGACGCCGACCAAGUUUCUCAUUCGGACAUGGCUGGUGAUGUCAACUGCGGACGGGCGUGGAGGACUGUGAGAAGGCCUUCUGAUAUGAAUGAGUAUUCAAAGCAACUCAAGCAACUCCAAGCUCAGCAAAAGUCAGGCAAGGUGCAUGGCAAAGUCUUCGUGAGAGUACUUGGCCUGAGGGGCAUUAAUGUGCCUCUUCCGCAACAGCCAACUACUAUCACCUGCACCCUGAAUAACGGCAUCCACUUCGUCACCACUCCCGACUGUCAACUCGGCAGAGAAUGCCGUAUCGAGCAAGAAUUUGAGUUAAUCGAGCAUAGCAAGCUUGAAUUCACCCUUACCAUUAAAGUUCGCCGUGAUCCGCACAUUGUCUCGCAGUUCAAGGCAAAUACACCUCUACCGCCACCGCCGGCUGUGCCACCUCCGGCUUCCAAAGGCGGCAUGCGUGGUUUUUUCCUCGGCUCGUCUCCAAAGAAGGCGGGCAAGGUUUCUCCGCCAUCCAUACCUCAUCCUGUGCGGAAGCUGGAGGAAAAUCUUGCACGAUACCUGAAGCCUGAUGGUACCCUCGCAAGGGCGUUCGUGUCUUUCAGGGAUAUUGCCAAGCGCUGCGACACACGACUGUUCGAAACCGUAUAUCCUCUCAUUGGUCAGAGGUGUGAUGCGGGAUCUUCCGUGAAAACCUUCCAGGUCGGCGAUAUCAUACUACAAUUCUUCAGAUUGCCGCCCUUGUCAGGUAUUCCUCUAAACCAACUUCCCCAAAGCUUGGAAGAGUGUCAUCGUGGGUUACGACAUAUAAGCUGGCACAAAAUGACAUAUUUCGAAGGCACUUUGACGCAGGACGGAGGCGAUUGUAAGUCUUGGCGGAGGCGUCACCUUAGGAUCGUUGGAGCGAAUCUUAUCGCUUAUAACGACGUUACAAAGAAGGCGACUGCUACCAUUGACCUCAAAAAGGCGGUAUCCGUCGAGGACGACCGCGCCGGAGGAUCAACGCUCAUUAGGUCGACUGGAAUGCGGGAGUCGUUGAUCGACGACUAUGACGGACCCUACGGAAUCGAGCGCUCUUUCCGAUUGGUAUUUCCUCGCGACGAAGAUAUCACAUUUUUUGCCGACAGUGACGAAGAGAAGAUGCAAUGGUUGGAAGUGUUGCGGGCUUUGGUGGGCCAUAUUCCGCCUAAUCCGUUGUGGGCGGAAGUAGUUUGGCAGAGGAAGCACGAGUUACAGCAACCUUCAUAUGCCUUAUCGUAUGAUCCUCGUGAUACCCCUCCACCUCUUGCAUGA